Messenger RNA from Solanum tuberosum (potato), 1159 nucleotides. It is a transcript of the gene DFR, whose product is annotated as dihydroflavonol 4-reductase. Gene Ontology annotation, molecular function: dihydroflavanol 4-reductase activity. Lineage: Eukaryota; Viridiplantae; Streptophyta; Magnoliopsida; Solanales; Solanaceae. The record is from RefSeq and is marked validated. Gene Ontology annotation, biological process: anthocyanin-containing compound biosynthetic process.
CUGAAAAUGGCAAGUGAAGUUCAUGCAGUUGUUGAUGCCCAUUCUCCUCCGAAGACGCCAACGGUUUGCGUCACAGGAGCAGCUGGAUUUAUCGGCUCUUGGCUUGUCAUGAGACUCCUUGAACGCGGUUAUAAUGUCCAUGCUACUGUUCGUGAUCCUGAGAACCAGAAGAAGGUGAAACAUCUGUUGGAACUGCCAAAAGCUGAUACAAACUUAACGCUGUGGAAAGCAGACUUGGCAGUGGAAGGAAGCUUUGAUGAAGCCAUUCAAGGCUGUCAAGGAGUAUUUCAUGUGGCUACACCGAUGGAUUUCGAGUCCAAGGACCCAGAGAACGAAGUAAUUAAACCAACAGUCAGGGGAGUGUUAAGUAUCAUAGAAUCAUGUGCUAAAGCUAACACAGUGAAGAGGCUGGUUUUCACUUCAUCUGCUGGAGCUCUUGAUGUCCAAGAGGACCAAAAACUCUUUUGUGACGAGACCAGCUGGAGCGAUUUGGACUUCAUAUAUGCUAAGAAGAUGACAGGAUGGAUGUAUUUUGUUUCCAAGAUACUGGCAGAGAAGGCUGCAAUGGAAGAAGCUAAGAAGAAUAACAUUGAUCUCAUUAGCAUCAUACCACCACUGGUUGUUGGCCCAUUCAUCACACCUACGUUCCCACCUAGCUUAAUCACUGCCCUUUCACUAAUUACCGGGAAUGAAGCUCACUACGGCAUCAUUAAACAAGGUCAAUAUGUGCAUUUGGAUGAUCUUUGUGAGGCUCAUAUAUUCCUGUAUGAGCACCCCAAGGCAGAGGGAAGAUUCAUUUGCUCGUCCCAUCAUGCUAUCAUCUACGAUGUGGCUAAGAUGGUGCGACAGAAAUGGCCAGAGUACUAUGUUCCUACUGAGUUUAAGGGUAUCGAUAAGGACUUACCCAUAGUGUCUUUUUCAUCAAAGAAGCUUAUGGAUAUGGGGUUUCUAUUCAAAUACACUUUGGAGGAUAUGUAUAAAGGGGCAAUUGAGACUUGCCGACAGAAGCAGCUGCUUCCCUUUUCUACCCAAAGCACUGCAGACAAUGGAAGAGACAAAGAAGCAAUUCCCAUUCCUACUGAAAACUAUUCAAGUGGCAAGGAGAAUGCACCAGUUGCCAAUUGUACAGGAAAGCUUACCAAUGGUGAAAUCUAGAACC